GGUUUGCCUGUAUACUGGCAUGCUGCAGCACCUGCAGCCCUGACCGGCGACGAUUGGGCGGCCGUCGCUGCCUCCUUACUCCAGGUGUCCAGCUCUUCUUCGUGCCAUUUGCCGGCCGUGAGCACCACCAGACGGGAUGAGCAACCCGGGGGCACCGGACACCGUCACUGAGUCGGCGGAGCUGGUCCUGCCGUUGUUGCCGCCGCAGGACCUCGCGGCCGCGGCAUCGGCCUGCCGCGCCCUCCGCGCGGCUGUGACUGCUGUCACCGCGCGCCGCGCCGGCGACGCCGCACGUGGCCUAGAGCCGCUCCCCAUCCCGUUCCGCAACUACGUCGAUUCCAAGCCCUAUGCCUACUUCCUGUAUACCCCCUUCUCCCUCACCCGGCUGGCUCCCGGCGCCUCCGCCCCCAGCGCCCAGCCGUGGGGUGCCGCCUGGACCCGGCCGCCCCGCCCCACCUGGCCCCGCCCCAACCUCGACGGCUUACCAUCAGCCGUGUACGGGUGCGCGUGCGCGGCGGCGGAAUGCGGUGGUACCCAGUGCGCGUGCGCCGAUGUGGAGGCCGAUGCAGCGGGCUCGGGCUUGGAGGCCGGGAUGGGGAGCCUCACGGAGUGCGGUGAUGUCUGCGCGUGUGCGCCGUCAUGUGGGAACCGGCGGACUCAGCGCGGCGUUGCUGUGCGGCUGUGCGUCGUGCGCCACCUGCACAAGGGGUGGGGGCUGCACGCUGCGGAGGCCCUCAGCUGCGGGCAGUUUGUGUGCGAGUACGCCGGGGAGUUUUUGACAACUGAAGAAGCGCGGAGACGGCACAAGGUGUAUGAUGAACUUGCCUCUGGUGGCAAGCUCUGUCCCGCGCUGAUUGUCAUAAGAGAGCACCUCCCUUCUGGUAAAGCAUGCUUAAGAGUCAACAUUGAUGCAACCAGAGUGGGAAAUGUGGCUCGCUUUAUCAACCAUUCAUGUGAUGGAGGCAACCUGCACCCAGUGCUGGUGAGGAGCUCUGGUUUGUUGCUCCCAAGGCUCUGCUUCUUUGCUGCCAGGGAUAUCGUGGAGGGAGAAGAGCUCACCUUCAGUUACGGUGAUGCUAGGGUUAGGCCCAAGGGUUUGCCAUGCUUUUGUGGAAGCUCGGGUUGUUCUGGUGUGCUUCCUUCAGAAGAAACUUAAGAACUGAUGCCAUCACCUUGGAUGUCUUACAAAUGAGUUUGAUUCUAUUUCUGACUUCGCAAUAACAUGGCUUCAUGAGGAAUUGCCUGGCCCAUUCUUUUAGCCAUACUGUAAUGUGUGCAACAAACAAAAAACAAGCUGUCAGUUUUUGGUGAAGAACUGGUCAUGUUUGUAAUGUGAUCUGUUUUGGCUGGACAUGUGUUUCCUGCUUA
Zea mays is the source of this 1368-nucleotide messenger RNA. RefSeq names its product histone-lysine N-methyltransferase SUVR3. The record is from RefSeq and is marked provisional. Lineage: Eukaryota; Viridiplantae; Streptophyta; Magnoliopsida; Poales; Poaceae. Gene Ontology annotation, cellular component: nucleus. Gene Ontology annotation, molecular function: histone methyltransferase activity; protein binding; zinc ion binding.